This is a messenger RNA of Rubroshorea leprosula, 473 nucleotides long. NCBI's taxonomy places the organism in Eukaryota, Viridiplantae, Streptophyta, Magnoliopsida, Malvales, Dipterocarpaceae. The record is from the annotation of a GenBank genome assembly.
GCAGUACCGUUCUUUUUUACAAACUUUUUGAAGAUUGGAAGCAAGAAUAAAUGUGGCACACUUUCAGCAGAUUUGGGAGGGUCUUGGAAGUCUAUAUUCUAGAGAAGAGGGAUAAGUAUGGAAGGCGAUUUGGGUUUGUUAGAUUUCAAGACAUAAGGGACACCAAAUGUCUUGAGGUAGACCUCGAUCAGAUCAAAGUGGGAGAAGUGAAGAUUCAUGUCAAUCAGCUACGGUUUAGGUGGCAAACAAGGGGACAUGAUCUAGAGCAUCACAAUAAGGACAUAAGAGUUGCAUUCAGUGAUGUAACCAGAAGAGCAGGGGUAUCUUAUGCUGAAGUUGUAAAAGGAAAGGAGGUGAAGGGUCAAGGCUUUGGUAAUGUGGUAAAGAAAGGAGAAGAGUCAAACUAAAGACCAAAAGCUGAAAGCAAUAUGCAAAGGAAAAAAAAAAUAAGGGAAUAGAGAGCCUAGAAUCAU